AUGGGCGCCUAUCUCUAUGGGCGCCUAUCUCUAUGGGUGCCUAUCUCUUUGGGCGCCUAUCUCUAUGGGCGCCUAUCUCUAGGGGUGCCUAUCUCUAGGGGCGCCUAUCUCUAUGGGCGCCUAUCUCUAUGGGCGCCUAUCUCUACGGGCGCCUAUCUCUAUGGGCGCCUAUCUCUAGGGGCACCUAUCUCUACUGGCGCCUAUCUCUAUGGGCGCCUAUCUCUAGGGGCGCCUAUCUCUAUGGGCGCCUAUCUCUAUGGGCGCCUAUCUGGGCGCCUAUCUCUAUGGGCGCCUAUCUUUAGCGGCGCCUAUCUCUUUAGGCGCCUAUCUCUAGGGGCGCCUAUCUCUAGUGGCGCCUAUCUCUAUGGGCGCCUAUGUCUAGGGGCGCCUAUCUCUAUGUGCGCCUAUCUCUAUGGGCGCCUAUCUCUAUGGGCGCCUAUCCCUAUGGGUGCCUAUCUCUUUGGGCGCCUAUCUCUAUGGGCGCCUAUCUCUAUGGGCGCCUAUCCCUAUGGGUGCCUAUCUCUUUGGGCGCCUAUCUCUAUGGGCGCCUAUCUCUAG
This is a messenger RNA of Closterium sp. NIES-65, 558 nucleotides long. Lineage: Eukaryota; Viridiplantae; Streptophyta; Zygnematophyceae; Desmidiales; Closteriaceae. The record is from the annotation of a GenBank genome assembly.